GAACCGGAAAUCAAAUUUGGCUCCUCCCUUUCUUCUUCGAUGCGCCAUGGCUCGGCGGCCCGAGCCACCUUUUCCAACCAAGCCGCGUCGCCGCCGGCUUCCGACCUCGCCCACCUCCUUCUGGCUGCCGCCCUCUCCAGUUCCUUCUCACAAUCGCCCGCUGCCACCCCGAGGGUCGACGGUCCCCUCCCCGAAGCAGCCGCUCUCCACGUCCUCCGCCGUCCCUCCCUCCCCGCCUCUGCCAAGCUUUCCUUCUUUCGAUGGGCCAUCUCCUCCGCCGGCUACACCCCCUCCCGUUCGGCAUUCUCCGUCCUCCUCCGCUCUCUCUCCCACUCCCGACCGCCUCUCCUCGACCCGCUCCGUCCACUCCUCCGGCAGGCCCUCUCUUGCUCCCCCAUCGCCGUCGAUCCCCACACUUUCCGUUCCGUCCUCGAUGCCUUCCUCCGCUGCGGCCGCUUCGAUUCGGCUAUUUACGCCCUCGCGGAUGCCGAGGAGCUAGUUGGCCCCAGCGCAGCCGCCGUGCUUCUCACUCCCAGCACAUACACCUCCAUCGUUCUCGCACUGCUUCAGAAGUCGCAGCUCUCGCUCGCCCUUUCCCUGCUUCGCAAGAUCCUCCGCGCAUCCAUCGUACCCGACGCCCUGCCCUGCAAUCAGUUACUGGUCGCGCUGAGGAAGGCCGAUAGGAGGGACGAUUUCCGCUCACUGUUUGACGAAUUGUGCCAAAAGGGUUUUCUUUUUGAUAUUUGGACCUAUAAUAUUUGCAUCCAUGCCUUUGGAUCCUGGGGCGAUUUGAAUCUUGCUCUUGGCCUCUUCAAGGAGUUGAAGACGAAGGAACCCCAAGUGCUUCCCGAUCUCUGUACCUACAAUUCAAUCUUAGGAUCCCUCUGUUAUGUGGGGAAGAUUACUGAUGCAUUGAUCGUCUACCAGGAGAUGAAGGAAGGUGGUCUUGGACCUGAUAAGUUCACUUACCUCACACUGAUCAAUGGUUGCUGCAAAACCUACCGUCUCGAUGAAGCUUGCCGAGUGUUCAAUGAAAUGGAGUACAAUAAUGUGCGUGCUGACACUGCCCUCUACAACACCCUUCUAGAUGGUCUUCUGAAGGUCCGAAAGCUAAAUGAGGCAUGCCAAUUGUUUGAGAAAAUGGUCUCUGAGGGGAUCCGGGCCUCAUGCUAUUCCUACAACAUUUUGAUUGAUGGAUUGUUUAAAAACGGAAGACAAGCUGCUGGCUUCACUCUGUUCAUUGAAUUGAAGAAAAAAGGUCAAUUUGUGGAUGCCAUCACAUACAGCAUUGUUGUUCAACACCUGUGUAAGGAAGGCAAGGUGGAAGAAGCACUUGAAUUGGUGAAGGAGAUGGAAGAAAGAGGGUUGAUGGUCGAUCUGGUUACAAUUACAUCUCUACUUAUUGCUUUGCACAAAUAUGGGACAUGGGACUCGCCAGAACAACUUACGAAGUAUGUGAGGGACAGUGCUGUGUUGCCAAGUGUUCUCAGGUGGAAGGCUAGCAUGGACUCCCUGAUGAAAGGACCACAGGACAAGAGCAAGGACUACACCUCAAUGUUUCCCGUUGUUGCCAACCUUAGUGAUAUUAUGAAUUGGAUCAACUCAGCACCUAGCAUGAACACCGAUGCUGCCACUUGCGAUACCGAGUCAAAAGAUGAGUGGUCUUUGACACUCUACCUGGAUAAACUUGCUGACAGAUCUCAUUCUUUUGAGAAUACUUCUCAGAAAUUAACUGACUUUAGAGGACUGAGAGUAGAAGAGAAUCGAAUUGAUUCUUUUGAUAUUGAUAUGGUUAAUACAUAUAUGCCAAUAUUUUUAGCAAAAGGUAAGCUAAGCUUUGCUUGUAAGUUGUUUGAAAUCUUUGCCUCGCUGGGAACGCAACCUGUGAGCUAUACCUACAAUUCUUUGUUGACUUCAUUCAUCAAGAAGGGAUAUUUGACUGAAGCAUGGAAAAUUCUUCAGGAGAUGGGAGACAAAUUAUGUCCUGCUGACAUUGCAACCUAUAAUCUAAUAAUCCAAGGAUUGGGGAAGAUAGGAAAGGCAGAGCUUGCAAGUGCAGUUCUUGAUCAGCUGUUGAAGAAAGGUGGGUAUCUCGACAUUGUGAUGUACAAUACUUUCAUUCAUGCAUUGGGAAAGGCCAAAAGACUAGAUGAGGCCAAUCAACUUUUCAAGCAAAUGAUUACUAGUGGUAUCAAUCCAGAUGUUGUGACCUUUAAUACCUUAAUAGAGGUGCAUGCUAAGGCUGGCAAAGUGAAGGAAGCCUAUAACUUUUUGAGGAAAAUGUUGGCUGCAGGAUGCUCCCCAAACCACGUGACUGAUACAAUCUUGGAUUUUCUUGAGAAGGAGAUUGACAGGUUGAGAUAUCAAAAGGCUUCAUUCAAGCGCGACAAGGAAGAGGCUGAUGGUGAUUGAAAAAGGAAAAAUCUGUGUUUGCUUCUUAACACGAGAAUUUGGAAAUCACUGUGUGAGAUUUGAUUCCUUGGUAAUGAUAAAUAUAAAUAGGAAUCACCAGAUAGCCUCAGGGUUAAACUAGAAGUUUUCAGGAGACAUGCCUCUGAAAAAGUUUCCUGAUAAAACUAUUUAACACUUCCUUACUUCUAAACAUCCUGUAUGCCAGUAUAUUGCAACAAAAACUUUUCUAUGACAGAACACCCAAGGAAGAUGUGUGGAUGCUGUCUCUGAAUUUCAUGUAGCAGAUAUCGUGAAAUACAAGAAAUUGCAUGCACAUGCAGCAAUUGCAUGAUGCAUUUUGGAAAGUUUCGAGCCUAAGUUUCAGAAUCAAUGGGAUUUUUGGCAACCACUCAACCAUGUACUAGGAAGAUGGCUCUUCAGUGUGGUGACAAAGUUGGUUUUCAGAGAUUGGAAGGGAAAAUUGGCAGACUCCUUUGUGUACUGUGGAAAUACGAACCUUAGUGACUGCAGUAUCCAAAUGCAUCAAUAAUUGUUCCUGUACAACUUGUGCUUUUGCUGAAGUGACUCAGGAGAACUGAACCAUUAGACAUUGCUUGGUUUGGAUGGGGUAAUUGAUGGAUACUGAGAUGAGGUGGAGGACAAGACCUCUAUUUGCGACUCAUGAACUCAAAUUUGGGUAAACUGAGAGAGUCAUGUGCACUAUUGUUGUAGAUGAUGUAGAGCAUCAAAACAACUUUAGGAAAUAGAACUUUCAAAUGAAACAAAUGGUUGGUUUCACCUAGCAAACUACUGUGAGAAGUAUACUUUUGUACACAUUUGACCUGCAAAAUGAUGACAAGUUAGUUCCUUGUAAUAUAAUGAUCAUCAGGACCACCUUUUAGAACAAAAACUUCUUAGAAAUUUAUAUCUGUGGUCCUUUGGCAAUCAGGUACAUCAGGCAGAAAAAGUAAAAUAAGGAAAAGAAUAAUCAUAGUAAUCUUUUGUUUGGUCUUUACAUCAUAUUGUGGAAAUCCUCUGAGCAAAUAAAAGGUAUACAUCAUUUGAAAUUGAGCAUACAUGUUUUGAAGUUAGAUCUGCUAUGGAAAGUGAUUUAAUUAACUCAGCUUCCUACAAGGCAUAUGUUUGGGUAUAAAUUCCAAUUUCAUUGCCUCUAAUGAAAGUUUCGAAGGAGAGCCUGAUGAAGGCCCAAAAUUUCUACUGAUUAAUUUUGUUGCCAUACUUCUUCCCACACAAUUUAUCAUUCCAACAAGCUGGGCUCCACCAUGUGACUUGGAGGAGAAGGUGACCUUGGAAAGGCAAAGCUGAUCUCUUGAAUUUGCAAGCAGGAGUAUAUCUGAAAUUGUUACUGCACUCCCCCAAUUGCAAGGAACACCUCCCGAUCUCUGAGAGAAGGUGACUAGCGCCUUAACUGCUGUUUGCAGUCCUGCAUUCCCUCCAAAUAGAGGCUUGCUGCACUAUCUGCAGUCGGCUUCAUUUGGAUGUACUGAUCGUAUGAGAAUAACCUGCAUAGAGAGAAAGACUUUCGAUAGGUAUUUCAGAACGAAUAGCCAGUUUCUGGCCAAGUGUCUAAUUUGUCCUGCUACCUCUGAAGGCCCAUCAUCCUCUACUGAGCUUGAGGUUAACAAUAUAGAGCUUGAGAAGUUUGACUUGGACAAUCAAGUACGCUCCUCAAAAAACAGUUUGCCUGCUUUUUCUGGGAGGCAUGAUGGAAAACCUUGGUUUAUAUCAUUCCAUGGCUACCAUUACCAAAUAAAUGAGGUUGAAUCUAUUUCAAUGAAGGAAAGAUCUAUUCUUUGGUUUGCUGCACCAACUGUUUUGGUAGCCUUCUUGGUUUUCCCCUUGUUUACUUGUGAAAGAUUCUUUAUAUGUUUUUUAAGUCAUAGAUUUUAUGAAAUUAACAGAUAUA
Molecule: messenger RNA, 4318 nt
Organism: Zingiber officinale
Lineage: Eukaryota; Viridiplantae; Streptophyta; Magnoliopsida; Zingiberales; Zingiberaceae
Product: pentatricopeptide repeat-containing protein At4g01570
Exons: 4
Coding region: 40-2412 (790 amino acids)
Molecular function (GO): protein binding
Source: RefSeq, a predicted model, not a curated record